Aspergillus ruber CBS 135680 is the source of this 1830-nucleotide messenger RNA. Its product is annotated as tryptophan--tRNA ligase WRS1. The record is from RefSeq and is a predicted model, not a curated record. The transcript is spliced from 2 exons. Gene Ontology annotation, cellular component: cytoplasm. Gene Ontology annotation, molecular function: tryptophan-tRNA ligase activity; ATP binding. Gene Ontology annotation, biological process: tryptophanyl-tRNA aminoacylation. Lineage: Eukaryota; Fungi; Ascomycota; Eurotiomycetes; Eurotiales; Aspergillaceae. Bases 157 to 1464 code for a protein of 435 amino acids.
AUCGGGAAAAAAGAGUCAUCUCGGAGGGGCAUCUGUGUCUGUAUAGCGCCGACUGAGCACCUUUACAGAGACUUUUUUUCUAUUUUCCUGUCUAAUCUUGCAUUCGCUAAAUAUUUCUUUUCUGUCCUCCUUUCUCGUUUCUUUUUCGACAUCACAAUGGCCGACGAACCAGGUCAACCCCCCGCGCUCACAACGCUGAGUCUCGCCGACCAAGCCCCCAGCUCCCAGGCCGUCGAACAGAUCAUUACUCCCUUUGACGUUUCUGGUGGUGUCGAUGAAUCUGGAAAGCUACUUCCGGUCGACUAUGAUAAACUGGUUCGGGAAUUCGGUGCGCAUCGGAUUAGCAAGGAGCUGCUCGAGCGCUUUGAGAGAGUCACUGGUCAUCGCCCGCACCGGUUCAUGCGUCGGGGCAUUGUGUUCAGUCAUCGCGAAUUGAAUUUGAUUCUUGAUCGCUAUGAGAAGGGGCAGCCUUUCUAUCUGUAUACUGGACGGGGACCGAGUAGUGACAGUAUGCACGUGGGGCACACGAUCCCGUUCGAGUUCACCAAGUGGUUGCAGGAUGUCUUCCAGUGCCCAUUGGUCAUCAUGUUAACAGACGACGAGAAAUUCAUGCACUCGCAAAAGAUCGAGAUCGACGAUGCGAAGCGGUACGCCAAGGCAAACGCGAUGGACAUUAUCGCAGUUGGUUUCGACAUGAAGAAGACCUUCAUAUUCAGUGAUUUUGACUUCAUCGGUGGCGCCUUCUACGAGAACAUGUGCAGAAUGGCCAAGAGAAUCACAAUCAACUCCGUCCGGGGAACUUUUGGCUUCAACGACAGCAACAACGUUGGCGAGUUCCACUUCUGCGCUACCCAAUCCGCCUCUGCUUUCGCAACCAGCUUCCCGCACAUCUUCGGUACCGAUAAGAAGAAGGUCGCUUCGAUCCCCUGCCUGAUCCCUUGCGCCAUCGACCAGGACCCCUACUUCCGCCAGUGCCGUGAGCACGCCGAGAAGAUGAAGUUCAAGAAGCCUGCUCUUAUCCACUCCAUUUUCCUCCCCGCCCUGCAAGGUCCCGGCUCUAAGAUGUCCGCUUCCGUCGACACUUCCGCUAUCUUCAUGAGCGACGCAGCCAGCCGCAUCAAGAACAAGAUCAACAAGUACGCGUUCUCUGGUGGCCAGGACACCGCAGAACUGCAGCGCCAGCAUGGCGGAAACACCAAGGCAGACGUCCCCUUCCAGUACCUUACCUUCUUCUUGGAGGACGAUGACGAGCUUGAGCGUAUUCGAGUUGCGUAUGAGAAGGGAGAGAUGCUCACAGGCGAGAUCAAGCAGAGGUGCAUUGCUGAGUUACAGGAGUAUGUUAAGGGCUUCCAAGAGCGGAGAGCUCAAGUGACAGUGGAGAUCUUGGAUGAGUAUAUGAGCCAGCGGCCGUUGGAGUGGACAGGGAACCCCAACCCUAUUAAGGUUGACAAGGAGAAGAAAUAAAUGGUUACUUGACGAAUACCCUAGCUAUGCAGAAUGGAGUCACGUAUAAAAGAUCAUAUGAUAUGAUGAGGCAUGCACGAACAUUAGUGUACUAUUCCAGAUAUAGUAUCAUCAUCCAAAGCCGACAUCAACGACAGCACCUUCUCUAUCUAAAUGGAAAUUCAGUCUGUUAUGAAAGCAUGCCACCAGUCUGUCAUCGCUCUAAAAUGAGAAGCCAGGGACGCUUACCCAUCCUCUAUAAAGUCAAACCAGAUGCCCCUAUUAGGGGAUAUAACUCGGCGUCCUGCUGGGAGAUCUUCCACUACAAAUUGUAUUUAUUGAAUAAGCGUCGGUCUACAUCUUCUAUAAAAAUAACUAGUGAUAAAG